AUGGCAGCGUGGUCCCGAGAGGCUGUCCUGACCCUCUAUCGGGCUCUGCUGCGCCAGGGCCGUGGGCUGCGCUACACUGACCGGGAUUUCUACUUCGCUUUCAUCCGCCGAGAGUUCCGCAAGAACCGGGGGCUGCAGCGGCUAGAGGACAAAGAAAGACAGUUAGAGAAGGGACAAGCUUUCCUGCAGAGCAAACUUGGGGGCCUGGUUUAG
Molecule: messenger RNA, 213 nt
Organism: Indicator indicator
Lineage: Eukaryota; Metazoa; Chordata; Aves; Piciformes; Indicatoridae
Product: MIEF1 upstream open reading frame protein-like
Exons: 1
Coding region: 1-213 (70 amino acids)
Source: RefSeq, a predicted model, not a curated record